CGGCACCAGACGCGUUGGCUCAUCGCGCGACCGAGGGAAGUUGCGCCGCGGGAAGUAACACCAACCAUCAACUCAGCUCAAGACUUCCAACGAUUUCGCCCACAAUCAUCUGAGGCGCGCGCUCUGACAUUUACGCCAACUCUACGCAGCCCCGAUCACACCCUACAAGGCUGGCGCAUGUGAAUUCCUUCAGCGCAAACCACCUCGCAGAGCUCCAAAGCGAUGGCGGAGGCCAACGGCAACUGGUCGGCGGACGCCAACGAGUCUCUGGAAUUGAGCCUUGUAGAGUCGUCCGCGGACGAGCUCAAUACUGUCGCGCGCUUCAAUCCUAGCUUCACAUACCCCAUCUUUGGAGACGACGAGCGCAUAUUCGGCUACCAGGAUCUUCGAAUCAGCCUCAGAUACCAUGUCGCCGACAUGCGACCACACCUCAAGGUGAAAUCUGGCAAAAAAUUCAAAUCUCUAGGCGCAACCGAGCCCACCGAUAUCGAGGGCAUCCUCCGCGAACAUCUUCCUGAAGUCGCCUUUUCUAGCAGUCGCGAUUUUGAGGAUGCCGUCCGCCAGCCCCCACAAGACUGGGUUCCUCCCGGAGAGGUAGUCUCCCAAUUCGAUGCGAAAGAUGGCGGCACCUUCGAGGUCCGCCGCGGCAGCCUUGCCGAUCUUGCCGCCAAGCAGAUUCUGAAGCGCAUUCAGAUUCUCGUCCUUCUCUUUAUCGAAGGUGGCAGCCCCAUCAACACCGAAGACUCGGACCUGGACCGAUGGGACAUCUAUUUCCUAUACCAUAGGAGCAACCAAAACGGCACCGCCCCCCGAUACCGUUUUGCGGGCUAUUCGACCGUCUACAAGUUCUUCCCACUACAGCGCUACCCUCUUGGCGUCAAGGCCGCGCCUCGUCAGGAUCUUGAGCUCCUUGCCCAGGAGCUUCCCUUGUCGGGCAUGCGCAGCCGCUCACGCAUAUCACAAUUCAUCAUCUUGCCCGCCUUCCAGAAGGCGGGCAAUGGCUCCCGCCUCUACCGCGCCAUCUACGAGCACUGUCUCCGUGACCCUCACGUCAUCGAAGUCACUGUGGAGGAUCCCAACGAGGCGUUCGAUGACAUGCGCGACGUCGAAGACCUUCUUAUGCUGCGGCAGAAGCCUGAGUUCACCGCGCUCGUGCUCAACACGGAUAUCCGUAUCCCAAGACAGGGCGCAGCACCCCGUGGCGUCGUGAAUGAAGUCAAGGCGGAGGAGACUCGCUGCCUCUACCGGAUCGCGCCGAGGCAAUUCGCUAGGGUUCUCGAGAUGCACCUGAUGUCCAAGCUUGCAGAUUCAGUCCGACCGACCUUGGCUGAGGAGACAGAUCUCCCAAAGCCCACCAAGGCUGAGACACACGAGUACGACUUGUGGAAACUAUUUGUCAAGCAGAGACUGUACCGCCACAACAAAGAGCUUCUGAGCCAGCUCGAUCGCUCGGAUCGUAUAGAGAAGCUCAACGAGACAUUGGGAAGCGUGGAGCUGGAAUAUGCCCGCUUGAUUGCCCUGGCGGACAGACGCGCCCCGGACAUGACGUCCAACGGGAAGCGAAAGUUGCAGGGUGAUGCGGACAGCGCGCCUCCUGCCAAAAAGGCUCGGGUCGAUGAUAGCUAGAAAUCCCGCCAUGUGCCACUACAGCCCGGCCUUUUGGCACGCUCAAAAGCGGAUCUCAUUGGAUCAGCCUGGCUGUCCGCGUCGUGGGAGGUUUCUGAAUGAGAGGACAGUGAGGUUUCUGGGUAACUCAGCAGGGGCCUAGCUAGCUCGGAUGGUCCGCGAGACUGUCUCUCGUGUUAUGUUUGUGUACGAUCCUUGCGAAUAAAGGAAGGACCUGGGGGAUAUUAGACUCGCCAUGGGUUUCUAUCAGUCCGGUCCGCGGCGUCGGAGUUUGGAAAUUUAGUCUAGUCUCGCUGGUUGGAGACUACUAGUUGACCGGGGAUGAAAUGAGAAUAUGAAAAUGGUGGCAUUUUGAACGCCAACGUAGGCGCAUGGCUUGCAACCCGGAUAGAUAAUGUCUCUAAUAUUUUUUCGUUUUGCUUCAUAUCUACGUGUUCC
This is a messenger RNA of Gaeumannomyces tritici R3-111a-1, 2064 nucleotides long. Its product is annotated as histone acetyltransferase type B catalytic subunit. The transcript is spliced from 3 exons. Gene Ontology annotation, molecular function: histone H4 acetyltransferase activity. Gene Ontology annotation, biological process: subtelomeric heterochromatin formation. Gene Ontology annotation, cellular component: nucleus. Bases 223 to 1626 code for a protein of 467 amino acids. The record is from RefSeq and is a predicted model, not a curated record. NCBI's taxonomy places the organism in Eukaryota, Fungi, Ascomycota, Sordariomycetes, Magnaporthales, Magnaporthaceae.